Messenger RNA from Durusdinium trenchii, 1261 nucleotides. The record is from the annotation of a GenBank genome assembly. Lineage: Eukaryota; Dinophyceae; Suessiales; Symbiodiniaceae.
GUGAGCUUGCUCCACAGCAUUUGGGAGUCCACUUCAGAGUUGGAAUCAGAUUUUAGUUAUUUCAGAAUGCAGUCCAAAGGCCAGAAGUCUUCCACAAGCUCAAGCCUUUUGAAGGCUCUCACCAAAACUCUCCUCGACGGUCCUUUGCCAGAAGAGAUUCCUUUCAAGAAAACAGAGGGUAUUCCAACUUAUGAGAUGACUCAGUUUGUGGUUCAGGUGCAAAAGGUCUAUCGCAAAGAAUAUGGCACGGCCAGGGCCAGGAAGGUGCCUGCCGAACAGGAUGAUCGGUUGCCAAGACGUGAGCAAGGCUUACGCAAGGGUCGCAAAACAGGCAUGGCAGCCUUCCUUCGAGAGCGAGAGGGCCAGAUCCAAAGAUCUGACAGCAGCAAGUCAGAAUCACCGCAAUCCUUGGAUUCAAACACAGCGUCAUCAUUGUCCGCUGUGAAGGAAGCUGCUUGCAGCAAUGGGAAGAAGCGCCAGGAGUAUGAAUCCUACGCAGCAGCUUUGGAAAACAUAGCAAGCAAGAAGAGAAAGGUCUUGCAGUCGUUUGGAGAGAAAUCAGAUCCUGAAGCAAAACAAAAGCUGAAGGCUGCUGAGGAGAAGAUCCGGAACAAACCGACAUUGGAGAGGCGUGACCUUGCAAUAAACUUGGAGCGAGGCCUGUUGUUGGUAGAGGCAUUGUGCCUGGUCGUUUUGCGACCUGGAGUGCGCCUUUCAGGUGGACGUCGCAAUGCCUUUGAAUCCCUCAAGUUGAAAGUGGUGGCCUGGACGCCCAAUGAUGGAUCAUUUUUGCAAGAAGUCUCUUCAGUCAAGCACGUCAUUUGGUUUGAUUCCACCCCGGAAAGUCUUGACCAGAUGACUCACUUGGACAACAAGGCAGACCAGGAUGAUUACAUCCUUGGCACUCGUAUGUAUGGCGAAUUUGUGGCAGGCAUUGAGUGGCUGGACCACUGUGUGAAGCAUAAGCUGGUGAUCCGGCCAGUACUUUGCCUGAAGUCUGCAUUGACGUUGAAACAAGAGUUGGUGAUCCACAAGAGCCUGCGUCAGAAGACGUUGGUCGAAACCAUCGCUAAUUGUGUUCAAGCAGACGCUGCAAGAUCGGGUGCUGUCGGCAUGGUGUUCCAUGGUGCCAGGAAAAAAUUGACCAAGAAGAAUUCUUGGUGCGUGGUGGGCAAGGAGCAGCUCAAGAAGCUGAAGGAGGAGCAUGUUGAGAAGAAGCACCUUGGGUAUGUCAUCGACUUCCUAAACUUUAUCUUCCGAU